AUGUCAGCAUCAGUGCCAUCUGUAUCGAUAGAAAGAGGACUAGACCCACAGAAUCAAGAGGAUACAUAUGUCCAUGAUGUGUAUAACGAAAUAGCGAGCCAUUUUUCACAGACUAGAUACAAGCCGUGGCCGAUAGUUGAAAAGUUCUUGAUGCUGAGACCCAAAUACUCCGUUGGGAUAGAUGUGGGGUGUGGAAACGGAAAGUACUUGAAUGUCAACAAGGAUUUGUUCAUGAUAGGUACCGACAGAUCGGAUGGGUUGGUCCAAUGUGGCCAGCAGAUUUCCAACAAUAGGUACAAUUUGGGGGUUGCCGACGGGUUGGCAUUGCCCCACCCAGACAACACAUUUGACUUUGCGAUAUCGAUUGCUGUGAUUCACCAUUUUGCCAAUGAAGAAAGACGGAUUGAGGCUAUUCUGCAUAUCCUUUCGAAAUUAAAAACUGGCGGUGAAGCUUUGAUUUAUUGUUGGGCAUUGGAGCAAGAGAAGUCGCGUCGUGGGUACAAAGAAGGGGAUGACCAGGACAUAUUGAUUCCUUGGGUGUUGAAGAAACCACAACCACUGAAGAAGAAAAAGGGAAGCAAGACGAAAGAUUCGCCAGAGAUGGAUAAGGUGCCAGAAGAAGAGCCACAAGAGACACCCAAUGUCACCAAGUACAGGUAUUAUCAUUUGUACAGGAAAGGAGAGUUGGUGGACAAUUGCUUGAAAACAGAAAGGUGCUCGAUAGUGGAGGAAGGCUACGAACGAGACAACUGGUGGGUGAUAAUCAAGAAGAAAUAG
Molecule: messenger RNA, 777 nt
Organism: Candida tropicalis MYA-3404
Lineage: Eukaryota; Fungi; Ascomycota; Pichiomycetes; Serinales; Debaryomycetaceae
Product: class I SAM-dependent methyltransferase
Exons: 1
Coding region: 1-777 (258 amino acids)
Biological process (GO): tRNA wobble uridine modification
Cellular component (GO): cytoplasm; nucleus
Molecular function (GO): S-adenosylmethionine-dependent methyltransferase activity; tRNA binding
Source: RefSeq, a predicted model, not a curated record